Bombyx mandarina (wild silkworm) is the source of this 4626-nucleotide messenger RNA. RefSeq names its product fatty acid synthase. Gene Ontology annotation, biological process: fatty acid biosynthetic process. Gene Ontology annotation, molecular function: oxidoreductase activity; fatty acid synthase activity. NCBI's taxonomy places the organism in Eukaryota, Metazoa, Arthropoda, Insecta, Lepidoptera, Bombycidae. The record is from RefSeq and is a predicted model, not a curated record.
UUUGUCUACAGCGGGAUGGGUUCUCAGUGGCCGGGAAUGGGGGCGGAACUGAUGGAAAUUCCUAUAUUUUCCGCAUCAAUCGAACGCUGUCGAAAAGCUCUCGAACUUAAAGGAAUAGACAUAGUGCAUAUUAUAACAUCAACAGAGCCUGGCAUUUUCAAUAAUAUCCUAAAUGCAUUUGUGGGUAUCGCAGCCAUACAAAUUGGAUUAACUGAUAUAUUGCGUUCAUUGGGCUUGAUUCCUGAUAAUAUAAUAGGACACAGUGUUGGGGAGCUCGGUUGCGCGUAUGCAGAUGGAUGUCUAACAGCAGAGGAAAUGAUUCUGGCAGCGUAUUCUCGUGGCCAAGCAUCUAUCGAGACUAAUCUCAUUAAUGGGUCUAUGGCUGCUAUUGGAAUGGGAUACAGACAGAUCCUACCCAUAUGUCCUCCGGAAAUAGAUGUGGCAUGUCAUAACGGACCUGAUUCCAGUACUAUAUCUGGUCCAAAAGAUGCAAUUACUCAGUUUGUAGCUGAACUGACCACUAAAGGGAUAUUUGCUAAAACUGUUCCUUCUGCAAAUAUUGCGUAUCAUUCUCGUUACAUUGCUGACGCCGGUGAAAAUCUAUUAAAAUUACUAAAGGCUGUGAUUAAAAACCCGCGUCCAAGAAGUAAUCGUUGGAUAUCUACUUCUGUUCCUCGAGACAAUUGGAAUGAUCCAGUGGCCAAAAACUGCUCUGCUGAAUAUCAGACUAAUAAUUUGUUGAGUCCAGUUCUAUUCGAGGAAACAUCUCAAUUAAUUCCAAGCGAUGCCAUUGUCAUAGAGAUAGCUCCGCGUGGACUACUGCAGGCCAUACUUAAACGUUCUUUGCCAUCAAACUGCUUUAACAUUUCUUUAACUAAGAGUGGAUCCGGCAAUAUAUUACAUUUUCUCCAUACGAUUGGAAAGUUAUACAUGGAAGGAUGUUUGCCUGAUAUCAAAGCUUUGUACCCAAAAGUAGACUUUCCAGUAUCAACCGGGACUCCCAUGUUAUCACAUUUAGUAGAGUGGAUGCACGUAGAAGAAUGGUACGUUCCGAAACCACUAAAUACUGAGAAUAUAUGUAGUGCAAUCUGCGAAUAUUUUAUAUCUGUACAUGAUGAAGAACAUAAGUAUUUAAGAGGAAAUGUUUCGAAUGGAAAAAUGAUGUACCCUAUAGGCGGAAUAUUAAUGCUGGUAUGGGAUACACUUUCUAUGUCAAUGUCUUUGCCUAAGAGGAAAAUAUCGGUUAGAUUUCUCGAUUUAUUUAUCGAUGUUCAACCAGCACUUUACGAAGAAAAAAUAUUAAAAUUGCGCGUCGCGAUCAAUAAGGGCGAUGGACAAUUUGAGGUUACAAAUGAUGGAUCCAAAGUUGCAAGUGGAAUUGUUUUACUGGUUAGCAAAAAUAUAUUCGGAAAAGAAACUCAUACAACUGACACUCCAAUGACCUUGAACACGAAUGACUUUUAUCAACUACUAAAAGAAAAAGGAUACUCUUACAGCGAAGAUUUCCGUCUGAUAAAGAGUGUUAACUUGUCUUUAUCAAAAGCCAUGAUAGAAUGGCGCGAUAACUGGGUGACAUUGAUUGAGAAUAUGCUGCAGCUUGUUAUUCUGAAUCAGAACUAUGAUGGUGUUUUACAACCAACUCAGAUUAAUAGAAUUGUUAUCGAUACCAUUGAAUCUUCAAAUCAAACUUUUACAAAGCAUGGAAAAUCUAUGUUAAAAGUAAAUUUUUCAAACAUCUGCGGUUUGAUACAAGGUCCAGGCGUAUAUAUUAAGGAUAUUCAAUUCCGUGAAAGUCCUCGAACUCCAUAUCCCAUUAGUCUGUUAGUUCCGUCGAGUGAAGAAAAAGGCAAAUUGAUUAACUUCAAAAGUGUGACUAGCUCAUACACAAAUGCGAUGCUCCAAAGCGCGGAAACUGGGAACGUUAAUUCCUUGCACUGGACUGAAGUUUCUGAACCAAGUGGAUCUGGAGUACUUGUUAAGGUACAUUACGCAAGUCUUUCAAAUUACGACGGUAAGAAGGCCUCAGGAACAGUACCGCAUCGAGCCAGCGAGAACUAUUAUGGAAUAGACUUCAGUGGGAUAGCCGAAAGCGGAAGUCGUGUGAUGGGUAUAGUUCAUCGUGGUGCUUGUCGAAAUUAUGUUCGAGCUCACCCCGAUCUUUUGUGGCCAGUCCCUGAUCACUGGAGCCUCGAAGACGCUGCCACAGUUCCUUUAGCUUACGCGUAUGCUUUUUAUUGUCUAGCAAUCAAAGCUAAGCUGUGCGCCGGUAUGAAAAUACUUAUACACGAAGGAGCUGGAGCACUCGGCCAGGCUGUCAUUGCCAUUGCUCUGGCACACAAAUGCCAAGUAUUCACUACAGUAGGGGAUUUAAGAACGAAAAGGUUCUUGAAGAAACUAUUCCCAGAAUUGAAAGAGGAACACAUUGGAAAUUCUAGAGACAUCACUUUCGGGGACAUGGUUCUAACAGCGACAAAUGGGAAAGGUUGCGAUAUUAUAAUAAGCAAUGUCGAAACAUCACUCAAAAACGUUUCACUUCAAUGCGGUAAUUAUCAGAGCGUUAUUUUUGACACGGAACAAAUUGAGAAACGCGAGAACUUCGAAUUGCGUAUGAACAGUCUGAUUAAUGACAGAUCCUAUGUAACUACUAAGUUCGAGUCAAUUUUUGAAUUUUGGAAUUCUGAAGAAAUCAAAAAUUUACAAAUACUUAUGAAUGAAGGCAUCUCCAGUGGCUACGUUCGUCCACUAGCUAGAGUGUCAUACUCUUCAAAGGAAGCUCCUCGUGCUUUUCGACUCUUAUGCAAGAAUUGGCAUCGAGGACAUAUAUUAUUGAGACUCACAGAACAAGUGCUGCCAGCUCAACCAAGGAUCAGCUGUAGAUCCGAAUGCAGUCAGUUAAUCAUCUGCAGCGAAGAAGAUUUCGGUAUUCAGUUAGCGAACAGACUUGUCAGUAGAGGUGCUACAAAAAUACACAUUUGUAGUCCGAAAGUCUCAUGGUAUCUCCAACAUAAAACAGACAAUUUAAAAUCUAUUGGUGUCAAUGUGAUCGUAUCUACGAACAUAAUAAAGGAUUCUUACGAUACUACAUUUCUUUUAAAAAAAACUAUAGCUAUGGGACCAUUAGAAGGCAUUUAUGUGGCAAACUUUAGAAAUGACGACGAAACAUUAAACAUCCUGCAAGACAUUGGUAAUAUGUCCAAAGAUUUAUUUCCAUUAUUAAGGUGCUUUGCAGUGAUUACCAACAAUAUGAAGGUUGUAGAGAAAACGUGUAUUUCUGGAGUAAAUGAAUAUCCAAUUAUUUCUGUAAUCGAAACUCGAAGGCCGCAAAUAAAUGAGAAUGAAAAACACGCCAUCUUAGACAAGGGAGCUUGGAACUUAUCCACAUUGGACGCUUUAGAGACCGGACUUCGCUGCAAGGUCCCAUUGUUGGUCGCCCAAGGAAGCACUUACACAUCACCGCUAUAUCAACAACUUGCAGCUUCUGCUGAUAUUCCAUCUUUAGAAGAUGCAAACGACGUCACUACUCUACGAGAAUUGUCUGUUGGAAGCGAAAACAUUAAAAUAGUUAAAGAAUUUCUACGUCAAAAAUAUCAUAAGUGCUUUUUGGAACAGGAAAUAUUGGAGUUAAACAAGCAGAAGCUUGAAGAGUUGGAUUCUCUUCAAAACGGCUUCGAGAAGAAAGAAGGCUUAGCUGUUUACUUGUCUCACAUAGCUAAAGAUGAACUCAAUUCCAAUGCCCUCGUGUACUCUUUACCCACACUUGGCAAUACGACAACGGAGAAACUGUCUGAAGCAAUUGAGUCAGAGUACUUGAGCAUAGUUCUUGGAAUCGAGAAUAAUUUCGAAAGGUUUUGUGGUAUUUGCGAGAGACUCAAGCUGCCCGCGCUAGUGCUGCAGCCACGUCUGGAUAGAACAAGCGAUACUAUACAGCAAACCGCCGAAAAAUGCUCAAAGUUGAUAACAGAGCAAAUUGGUGUCAGAAAAAGUUUUUACUUGCUCGCAUCCGAUAUUGGUAUUUUAAUUGCCAUGGAGUUAGCUGCAAUAUUUGAGAGUAAUGGUAUUUUAGGCACAGUCUUCUGUCUCGGUAGUGCACCAGAAGAUGUCAAGCCAAUAAUUGAACGUGAACUAGCCGCCUUCACAACCGAAGACCAACUGCAGCUUGAGAUUUUAAAGCACAUUUUUAAGCUACUCACUGCUAAUGAUCCAUCAGAUUUAGAGAAAGCUUUGCCUCCUUUGUCCUCUUGGAAUGAAAAGAUAGAGAGUUGCAUUAAAAUGAUGACUGGUCAAAUAGCACAGACAAAGCAAUAUGUGGAAGCUUUGAUACAAUCUGUCUAUGCAAAAAUUCUUAGCAUCAAGCAGUAUGAUUCUUCGACUCUGCCAAUACUGAAGUCUCGAGUCAUCGUACUCCGCUCUCCGGAUUGCUCCAUUAUUUCAUCCCCAUCAUCAUAUUCUAUUGAAGAUUUAUCAGCACCUCUUAGCGACGCCACAACAGAUACGCGAUGUGCAGCCAUUAUCAACAAAAAUCUGUCGAGUGAAAUAUUAGAAGAGUUUGAUAAGAAAAACCUCUGCGACACAUUUUUGAUAAGCUUUGAUGAGAAAUAUACAAAAGUUAAUUCUAGAGUAAUAUGA